AUGAGUGAAAGUGAGCCUUUCGUUGUGCAGUUCCUUGAUGAACUCAAUUGCAGCCAGUAUAUCGACAAUUUUAAGUCCUGGAACAUCACUUCCCAUACCGAGGUUUCACACCUGGACAAGGAAAUUCUGAUCGAAGUAGGAGUCGAAAAAAUUGGUGACCGCAUCCGUAUUCUCAAACGCUCCCAAACGCUGCGUGGGGGGAAAUCUCGCUCUUCAGAGGAAACUCGAGAACUUCUACAGAAAUUCCAGGCUCUCAGCGUUGCACAACUCACUACUACAGAGGAACUGGUCACUGAUAAACAUUCGGCUAUUUUCAUCUUAAACGAUGGAUCCGCCAAAAAGGUAAACGUCAAUGGCUGUUUCAAUGCAGACUCCAUCAAGAAAAAGCUGAUUAAGAAGUUGCCCAGUGAGUUUAUUGGGUUCACGCCCCAGGGCGAUGAGACCCGCAAUUCGCAGGACUACGAUGUUUUCGUGGUGGAUUACGCUAAAAAUGUUUUGCACUUGCUCUACGAUGUGGAAUUGGUUACUAUCUGCCAUUCAACAGACCGCGUCGAGAAAAAUAGGCUCAUUUUUGUCUCUAAGGAUCAAACACCUAACGAUAGGGCCAUCCUGACAUCCAAAAAAUUAUAUCUUAAGACUUUGAGCGUCAUACACCAGUUGGGCUCCCUGUCUAACUAUACAGGCGCACUUCCAAACCCUCGGGCUCGAUUUCACCCUGCAAACGAGCUGGCCGUCGGUGAAGUUACCUCUGCGUCUCCAAAUAACCUGAGAAUCGAAAAUAACAAGGGUAAUAUCAGACAGAUCUUUAACCAGAGACCCCCAAGUGAGUUGAUCUCGACAAACCUGGGUGAGUACUUCCCUCGGGCAGACUCCAAAAGUCUUCGCAAAACCCUCAAGAGCUCAGUUCGUCAAUCUCUGAGAUUGAGUUCAAUCAAUGGUGCUGCAGCUGUAGUAAAUGGUAACAACGUAGGUAACAUAUGGGUCAACAACUCCAACGCGGUUGGCAGAGCUCUUUUACAGGGCCUAGACCAUGCCUCAGCAAAGCGCUCGAAUUCAACUUCAACCCAAACUGCCACCACUGCUAUAUCGACUCGUCAAGAGAACCUCGAUGAGGACACGCUCAAUUUCAGCUCUCCAGCUGCAUCUUUGGAGGAUGUAAGCGCUCGGAAACGAAGCGAAAGCUCUGUGGAGUCCAAAUCAACACCAGCAAAGCGUCCUGGUCUCAUUUCCCACAGUCCUGCCGGCGAACAAGGUUCGCUACGACAGAAAAAUAUAGAUCGCAUAGAACUGUUACAUGUGGAAUCAGACAACGAUGAGGAAGAUGAGGAUAUGGUCUCCUUGCCCACUAAAAUUGCAACACCUAAAAAUUGGCUAAAAGGUGCGAGGAUCGGGGCCGGUAGCUUCGGUAGCGUUUACUUGGGUAUGAAUGCUCAGACCGGAGAACUCAUGGCCGUAAAACAGGUCGAGCUUCAGCCAGCCGCAGUCACUGCCGGUGUAAUGUCGGUGUCAGAUGGGCUAAAGAAACAGUACAAUCAAAACGCUAAUACUACUGCCGCUAAAAAUAGCUCUCAAGUCCACAGGAAGAUGAUAGACGCACUGCAACACGAAAUGGGGCUGCUGAAAGAAUUGCAUCAUGACAAUAUUGUUACCUAUUAUGGGUCUUCGCAAGAGGGAGGUAACUUGAAUAUUUUUCUGGAAUAUGUGCCUGGUGGUUCUGUCUCUUCCAUGCUGAACAAUUAUGGUCCGUUUGAAGAGCCUCUCAUCAAGAACUUCACUCGUCAAAUUCUCAUAGGGUUGGCCUAUUUGCACAAGAAGGAUAUCAUUCACCGAGAUAUCAAGGGUGCAAAUAUUCUCAUUGAUAUCAAGGGAUGUGUCAAAAUCACAGACUUCGGCAUUUCUAAGAAACUCUCGCCACUCAAUCAGCAGCAAAAUAAAAGAGCAUCAUUGCAGGGCUCUGUAUACUGGAUGGCCCCUGAAGUGGUCAAACAGGUGGUAACAACAGAGAAGGCUGAUAUUUGGUCGGUGGGAUGUGUCGUCAUCGAGAUGUUUACGGGCAAGCACCCAUUCCCUGAUUUUUCACAGAUGCAGGCGAUCUUUAAAAUCGGGACAAACACGUAUCCAGAAUCACCCUCCUGGGCCAGUGAGGAGGCCAAGAGUUUUCUGCGACAGACUUUCGAAUUGGACUAUCGCAAGAGACCCACUAGCAUUGAGCUUCUACAGCAUCCUUGGCAAGACACGUCAAUUUAA
This is a messenger RNA of Lachancea meyersii CBS 8951, 2247 nucleotides long. The record is from the annotation of a GenBank genome assembly. Lineage: Eukaryota; Fungi; Ascomycota; Saccharomycetes; Saccharomycetales; Saccharomycetaceae.